UAACUGAACACUGGAUGGGCCGUUCAAAAGGCUCUGACUUGAGUGACGAGUCUCGUCUCUCCUGUCAAACAAACGGAAGACGUUUGAAACUUCUAAAUGUUUUCGAGUUGCGGGACAGAAUUGUUGCUGCCGGGAUGAACAAUAUUCACAUUUUGCGACCUGCAAGAAGUGUGCAUGAGAGGUCCGGCUUCUUCCCCUGACAUUUCGUGGUGCUCCUACCACCUUUAAUUGAAGUGCUGGCCUAUUAGAAUGUGUCUUUUGAACAGAAUUGCCUGCCUUUUUUCUUAUAUGCCUAUGAAAAUGUGUAAGUUGCCAAGAUGUCUGGUGAAGCAAGUGUUGAGGUAUCAGUCCCGACAGAUUUAACUGUGACAAGUGAUGGUGAAAGUGAAGUGGGAUAUGCAGCAAGUAGAAGACAUGCAAGAGAGCUUCAGGCAUUGGCAGCUGACAGAGCAGAGCUACAACGCACGGUAGAAAAGCAAAAGCUUGAACUCCAGAGCAGAGAUGCUCAGAUAGCUGCUCUAAAUGCACAGCAUGAGGUAGCUAUUGCAAAUGCAAUUGCACAGAAAAACAAUGAAAUCAGUUCUAGGCAGAUUCAAGUUAACAGGCUGGAAGCUGAAUUGCUAAGAACUAAAGAGGAGUUGAACACAAUCCAUGAACGAGCAGCAAGGGAACUUGCGCAGCUCACACAGAAAUGUGCAGUCUUCCAGCAAAAUCAGAAAAGAUUGAUGUUACGACAGGAUGAGAUAAAAUCUUCCUUGUCAAAUCUUGAGCUGUCUGAAGAGGAGUUUGUUCGUCUACGUUCUAUUCCUGUCCAACAGUUAACAUUGCAGCAGUAUACUUCGCUGCGGGUCUAUGAGCUCGUGUGGCCUCUAAGAUUGAAAGUGAAGGAACUAGAAUCAGUUCGGAAUUCUCUUGAAAGCAUGAUUAAUAACAAGAAUUUGGACUUGAAAUCCAAAACUGAGCUUUGUCAGAAAUUACAAAAGGAUAUUGAAGAACUGCAGCAUAAAUCUGAACACUAUGCUAGUCAAUUGAUUGGUCUCAGAGAUGAACAAAGGACUGAUGACUUUAAGGUAAGGAAUUUUAAUAGGAUAAAAACAGAGAGGGAUCAGUUUGAAGAGGAGAAAAAUUCUAGCGCUAAGAAAGUAUGUGAGUUGGAAUUAAUGGUUGCAACACUGAAAAAAGAGCGUAAUAUUUUGGAAGAGAGAUACAGUGAGUAUAAGGCCAAAUCAAGAAAACAAGAAAGUGAGUUAGAUCACUGUCAGAAUGACCUAACUGAUACAAAAUCAAAGCUUGAUAAAGUAAAUGAAGAGCUUCGUUCAGUUUCCAGAAGUUUGCGUCAAGAAAGAGAGCGGUGCGAAGAGCUUCAUGAAAAGUAUGUUUCAUCCCGAGGAGAAGUAACUUCACUCACUGAAAACAACCAAGAUCUCCACCAUGAGGUGAAGCUCCUGAGAGAGAAACAUCAUGCUUGCAUUGUAGAAUGUACUAAUUUGCAAAGUAAAGUGGAUCUGUUUACAGCAAAAAAUGAGGAGUUGACUAAUGAUGUUGAUAAGUAUAAGACAAAGUAUGAUACAGAAGUCAAAGCCCUUGAAUGGCAGCUUAAAGAAUUUAAAGAAAGCAACAUGACUCUUUCAAAAUCACAUGACAGUUUAUUAAGUGACAAUUCAAAAUUCCGACAAGAAAUUCAGGAUCUAGAACUUGCAUUACAUAAAGAGAAGCUUUUAAGAGAAAGGGAAACUGUAUCAUUGAAGGAGGAACUGAAAAAGUUUAAACAAAGUCUUAAAGAAUAUCAAGCUCUUGAAGAUGAGUAUGCAAAGAAUAUAAAAGCAGCAGCUGCCCUCCCUGAGGAUCAAGCCAGCACUUCAAUUGGCAGAAUUCUUCCUGGUCAUGCCCUUGCAGGAAAUAAGGCAGUAGAGCAGAGUGUUCAGUUAACAAGGAGAAUUCUUUUAUUGGAAAGACAGAAUACAGAGGCAGCUACCACAAUCCAAAAGCUUACUGAUGUAUUAGAACAGCUUAAAGGUAAAGUUGCUUCCUAUAAAAGUGCUUUGAGCUUAGCUGGGCAGCCCUAUGCAACUGUUUUAGAACGUGUUGCUUCAUUAGAUGACCAGGUGACAACGUUACAAGACGCUUUGAAUUUCAAUUCUGUGUCAAAAAAAACAUUAGAGGAAGAAAAUAAAUCAUUAAUGAGAGAUGUAGCAAACUUACAGCAAGCAUUAGAAAAUCAGACUUUACAGAACAAUGAAUUACGUGCAAUAAAACAACAUUUGAUUAAUAUAAAACAGACUGUUAGUCAGUUUUCCCCUCAGCAAACACGUGACUUGGAUGGGGACGCACCUGGCACUCCAAUUAGGGAAGAACCACAAAAGUCUCCAGCCAAGGCAAUCAUUAUAACCAAAAAUCUCCCUGGAAGGUACCUACAGUGAUAUAUCUUUUAGACUGGUAAAGCUGUAUCUUAGCUACAAGUGAUCUUAUUAGUUUUAGAAUGAAGUUCUUGCAUUUUUUAUGAUGUGUUAUUCCGAUGCUAUUUUUAUAAUUACAAAAUAUGGUUAUAGUGCAAAGUUUAUUUUAUGGUCAGAAUUUUAAGUAACUAAAGAUUUUAUAAGAUGAAGAUUUUAUAUGGUAAACUGUGGCUGAUGCUUCGAACUAGUUUUUAUAUUCAGGGAUGGCAUGAUAUUUUUAAAUACCAGUAACUAACUGGCUUUACCAUUCACCGAAAUUUUUAGCUUUUAUAUACCAUUUAUGCUUAUGCUAAACAGUAUACUUGCUUAAUGUGAGUUUGUAAAAUGUGAAACACUAGUAUUUCAGUCAGGCUCAGAAAACAAUUUUUCGCUCUGAAAUACAUCAUAGAGUAUAAAGCUAUAAAAUUAUAGAUACGUAUUGUAAUUGUGAACCUCAUAUGAAAUACAUACUCCUUUGUUACACAUCUCCAUCAAUUGCUGAAUUUGACAAAGAAGUUGUGCAAGGAGGCAGCAAGUCCACUUACAGGACUUAGAGUAUCAGUAGUCAAGAUGAUGCCUUGAUCAUUGGAAUAAUUUCCUGAAACGUGAUUGGGAUCCAGAAGCAAUAAGAAAUCACCUUUGCAAAUGAAAUUGAUUCUUUCAGACCAUGGGAUAAAUACCAGGGUAUUUUGAGGCAACUUGGCCUCUGUAUCAAGAAACAUGGGAAAGUCCUAAUAGGCACUUGGAUCUCCCCAUCAUUAAAUUUCUUGGGAAGGUCUUAACAUUUAGACUCACUCAUAAGUGUUUUGCAA
Messenger RNA from Macrobrachium nipponense, 3247 nucleotides. RefSeq names its product progesterone-induced-blocking factor 1-like. The coding region runs from base 318 to 2420 and encodes 700 amino acids. The transcript is spliced from 7 exons. The record is from RefSeq and is a predicted model, not a curated record. Gene Ontology annotation, cellular component: centriolar satellite. Gene Ontology annotation, biological process: cilium assembly. NCBI's taxonomy places the organism in Eukaryota, Metazoa, Arthropoda, Malacostraca, Decapoda, Palaemonidae.